UGGAUAACAUUUUAGAAUGAAACUAUGAGCCUUCACUGACAUCCUAGGUGUGGCUUUCUCUCUUCAGGCUGAUCCAGGAACUAACCGGCUAACAAAAAGUGGCUGAGCCAGUUAUUUUCAGAGAGCAUAAGAGAGUGGAAGCGAGGCCAGGCUGACACAGAGGGACUGACUGAAGAAAUGGCAAACACAGCAGCUGAAGAAGCAGCUCCCGUCUCCAAGCAGCAGCAGCAGCAGCAGCUCUGUGGGGUCUGCUCAGGUGAGCUGAGCGGAGGCAAACCGGCACCCUGUGGCCACCCUGUUUGUGGCUCCUGCCUCGGGGACAAAAGUAAAGGAUGUCCCGAGUGUCUGCAGAGCCCUGACAAGCCCGAAAAUGCUGACGGCUCCAAACAGAAUGCGACAGAAGCUGAAACUCCUGUGAUCAAAGAGGAGCAAAGUCAGGACUCAAAGACGGCAGAGGAGGUCAAAAUCCAAGAGGACCUGAAGGAGUCUGAGGAGAAGAAAGAGGCAGAACCCCAGGCAAACGGAGAGCUGAAAAAUGGAGCCGAAGAGGAGGUCAAAGAAGAGGAGGAACCUUUGGGCCCCGAUGAUGUGGUGUGUGACUCGUGUAUCGAGAGCCCCUGCAGGGCCCUCAAGUCCUGCCUCACCUGCCUGGUGUCGUACUGCGAGGCCCACCUCCGGCCUCACCUGGAGAACCCAAAGUUUCAGAACCACCGGCUGGUGGAGCCGCUCAGGGACAUUGAGAGACGGACCUGCGAGAGCCACAAGUGGCCCCUGGAGCUUUUCUGUCGCGCAGACGACUGCUGCAUCUGUCAGGACUGUGUGACGGAGGACCACAGGGGCCACAACACCCUCCCUGUGGUUGAGGCCCGCAGGCAAAUAGAGAAGGAGCUCAGGGAGAAGCAGACCGAGAUGGUGAAGACGGUGACGGCAGCAGAGAACGCCAUCAACAAACUUCAACUCAACACAGUCUCUAUUGAGAAUUCGGUGACGGAGGUGCGGGCGGUGAUCGAGAGCCAGUUCGAGGAGCUGCAGGCGGUGGUGGAGAGGGCGAAGCGGGAGGUGACGGAGAUCCUGGAGGGCGAGGAGAAGCAGGCGCUGAGGCAGGCCGACGGCAUCCGGGUCCACCUGGAGCAGAGGUGCACCGAGCUGAAGAAGACGCAGGCGCAGGUGGAGAAGCUGUCGAAGAACAAGAAUGAUGUGGAUUUCUUACAGGAGUAUUCAGAGUGGAAGAAAGAAGCCACUGAUAGCUCUCUGCCCGGGGUCUACAUCGGCCUGAUGGACUGUCUGAGUUCCUUCAGCCGCGUGAUCGUCGACUCCACGCAGGAGCUGUGCGCCAUGCUCGUGUCCUCGUACAUAGAGAAAGUUAAAGAGACUUGCAAGAAUGACAAAAUGGGAAUAAAGACGACGGUUCAUGAAAUUGUUGCAGCAAAACGGAACAUGUCUAUUCCAAAUCCAGUGACGCAUGACGACUUCAUCAAGUAUGCCGCCCACGUGAGUUUCGACGCCGACACCGCUCACAAGUUCCUGCGGCUGACGGAGGAAAACAGGAAGGUGACUAACACCACACCCUGGCAGCAUCCGUAUCCAGACGUACCUGAGCGCUUCGAGAACUGGCGCCAGGUUCUGGCGACGGAGAGCUUCUAUCUGGGGCGGCACUACUUCGAGGCGGACAUCAGCGGCGAGGGAACGCACGUGGGUCUGACCUACAAGAGCAUCGACCGCAAGGGCAGCGAGAGCAACAGCUGCAUCACGGGAAACAACUUCUCCUGGUGCCUCCAGUGGAACGGCCGCACCUUCUCCGCCUGGCACAGCGACGUGGAGACCCCUCUGAACGUGGAGAAGUUCACCCGUAUCGGGGUCUACGUGGACUACACCAGAGGCCUCCUGGCUUUCUACGGCGUGGAUGAGGCCAUGACGCUCAUCCACGAGUACAAGGCGGAUUUCCUGGAGCCCCUUUACCCGGCGUUCUGGUUGUCGAAGAAGGAGAACAUCGUCGCCUUGGUGGCGCCAGGGGAGCCGUUACGCCUCAAGAGCCCCUCGCCGCCAACCUCACCUGCAAGCGGGGCGGUUGUGUCAAAACCGGCAGCGUAGCGACGAUUAAAGAUAGUCGGUGUUUUCAUGGAUCUUUCUUGGACUACUGACAUGUUCUUCCAACAAUAGACUUAUUAUCUGAAACUUUAGGAGCAAAUAUGGAAAUUCCUGAUAUUCAAUGUGUUUACAGCAGCAUGUGUUUCAUAAAAGUAAUCAGAUCAAUUGUGAAUGUUUAUCUCGUAUGUUUGGGCUCAAGUCAUAUUUAUGCUCCGGUACGGUGUACAGUCGGGACUGCUGUUACUCUUCAUCAUAAUGUGAAUUCAGAGGUGUUUUAUAUUUUCUGUGUGCAAAUAAAACAUUUAUUUCCUCCUUUGCAAAACAAA
This is a messenger RNA of Dicentrarchus labrax (European seabass), 2414 nucleotides long. It is a transcript of the gene trim16, whose product is annotated as tripartite motif containing 16. The transcript is spliced from 6 exons. NCBI's taxonomy places the organism in Eukaryota, Metazoa, Chordata, Actinopteri, Moronidae. Gene Ontology annotation, molecular function: zinc ion binding; protein binding. The record is from RefSeq and is a predicted model, not a curated record. Bases 178 to 2091 code for a protein of 637 amino acids.